AUGGCCCCGACAUCAGCCAGCGACGUGCCCUCCCUCAGCUUGCUCUACAAGCUGAAGAAGCUUCAUCCUUCGAAACUCGGUCCCACCACCGACGCGAACCCGUCUCACAACGAUCGGAUCGGCUUGAUCCGCGGCGACAUCACAUCCCUGUCCGUCGGCGCCAUUGUCAACGCCGCCAACAGGUCCCUCCUCGGAGGCGGUGGUGUUGACGGUGCCAUCCACCGCGCCGCCGGCCCGAGACUGCUGGCCGAGUGUCGCACCCUGGAUGGUUGUGCCACUGGCUCGUCCAAGAUUACCGACGCAUACGAACUGCCAUGCAACAAGGUCAUACACACUGUCGGGCCCGUCUACGACGACAUUCACCCCUCCCGGAGCGAGACCGCCCUCCGCGGCUGCUACAAGUCCAGUCUACAACUGGCUGUGGAGAACGGCCUGAAGAGCAUCGCCUUUAGUGGCAUCAGCACAGGCAUCUACGGCUAUCCGAGCAUGGAUGCUGCCGUUAUUGCCUGCGACACCGUCCAGAAGUUUCUGGAUGGCCACGACGGCCAGAAGCUCGACAAGGUCAUCUUUGUCACGUUCGAGGAUAAGGACGUCAACGCUUACAACCAUGUCCUACCUCGCUUUUUCCCUCCCAGCAGUGAGACAUCUACCGAGCAGAAGAAAGCUGCCGAAGAACAGACUGCCGAGGCCGAGGCCAAGGCUAGCCAGCUGCCGAGUGUGCCUACCACGGACCCCGCCGACGCUGAACAUGCCCCAAAAAAGCAGAAGCAGGAUGGCGAGGAUUGA
Messenger RNA from Anthostomella pinea, 786 nucleotides. Lineage: Eukaryota; Fungi; Ascomycota; Sordariomycetes; Xylariales; Xylariaceae. The record is from the annotation of a GenBank genome assembly.